Molecule: messenger RNA, 1221 nt
Organism: Chiloscyllium plagiosum (whitespotted bambooshark)
Lineage: Eukaryota; Metazoa; Chordata; Chondrichthyes; Orectolobiformes; Hemiscylliidae
Product: nuclear transport factor 2-like
Biological process (GO): nucleocytoplasmic transport
Source: RefSeq, a predicted model, not a curated record
UUGCGCCAAUUUUACCUGCAAAAGAUUGAAAGGCUUUCUUUCAAUUACUAACUCAAUUGGGUUUGGUGCAUUCAUUCCGCAGACUUUGCAGAAACAAUUCUGUAUGCUUCCGGCAUUUGUAGUGCCCACGAGGGUCUAUAUUUAGCUUUCGGGUAUUUUUCGCGCUGUUUUGUGUUUUGAAUUAAAGGAUUUUAAACGUCAGAAUCACCCCCGCACCGUUAUCUUUGAGUGCGUGAGCAUGUGUCACUGGAGUGACGAUGCUGCAUAUUUACAUGCUUAAUAUGAAAUGAAUGACAGUUUCAAGAUUGGUGAGAGCGUGCGAAUGCAGUGUCUUCUGUACAAAUGCCGCUGGGAAGCUGCUGACAGUUUGCACGCUAUGGACUGAAUCUUCACUAUUAUACAGCAGAAUGGCUGAACACCCAUUGUGGGAACAAAUCGGUAGAAGUUUUGUGCAUCAUUAUUAUCAACAGUUUGAUCUAGACCGAAAUCAGCUUGGCACUCUGUAUAGUGACACUUCCUGCUUAACAUGGGAAGGACAACCUUUCCAGGGGAAAGCUGCAAUAAUGGAGAAAAUAGCUAGCCUACCAUUUCAGAAAAUUCAACAUAGUAUAACUGCAGAGGACCAUCAACCAGCACCAGACACUUGUGUUCUGAGUAUGGUUGUAGGGCAGCUAAAGAUGUGUUCGAACAUGCAGUCUUUAAUCAACUGGGGACAAAACUCCAAGUUCAGUAGUACACAAAACUUGGAAUUAUGCAAUUGCUGCCUAUCACAUGCCUCGUCUGAUUUUGAAUUAAUUGGAAAAGGAAAUCAAACGUAAUUCAUCACAGGCAGAGAUCCUUCACCACUGAACACCAAGAUGGUGGUGGAGUAGAGCUCCCAAGCCCAGGGCUAAUCCACUCCAUCUGCCUUUGCGUUUCUUCUUUUUUCCCCCUUUUUCUUCUGUGAUUGCAGCUACUGGACCCUAUGGACUUGUAGAGGAAGAGGAGUUGGUGAAGGGGCAAGCAUGGAACCUGGUAUCAUAUUUGGUUGAUACAUUUGGCGAAGGUAACGUUGGCAUGGUAGGCCCAGUGUCUGAUGAUCAGCGACUUGGCCGUUAUUUGGGUCUGGCACUAGUGGCAGCAAAACAGUGGCAAAAUGAACAUCACAGCAACGUCUGCAGUUGGCAUCAGAAUCAAACAUGUUGGGAUCAAGAUUAAAGUGGUGCUGGAAAAGCACAUCAG